AUGGUCAAUAAAGCAGUCGUUAAAAAUGUUUUGUCAGGUGAUACUGUCAUUUUAAGGGGUAAACCCAGACCCAACGGCCCACCACCAGAAAGACUAUUAGCUUUGUCCAAUGUGCAGGCACCGAGAUUAGGAAGCACAACAAAAUCAGAUGAACCUUUUGCUUUCGGCGCUCGAGAGUUCCUGAGAAAGUUAUUGGUCGGCAAGGAGGUUUCCUUUGUCUCUGAAUAUACGGUUCCUACAACACAGCGUGAAUAUGGUACUAUCUAUACAGCCAAUGGCGAGAACGUUGCUGAACUAGGCGUAAAAGCCGGCUGGCUCAAAAUACGCGAAGGCGCCAAGACUAACUCUGACGAGCGCGAGGAAGUACUAGAAAAAUUGGAGCAGCUGCAAAGAGAGGCACAAGAUGAGAAACUAGGAUUGUGGGGAGACCUAGAUAAGGGUGUACGUGAGGUGCAUUUUACUUUCGAUGGAGACGCACACAAAUUCUUGGAUACUUACAAAGGAAAACCUUUGGAUGGUAUUGUUGAACAAGUACGUGAUGGAUCAACUUUCCGUGUAUUAUUAAUGCUACCCAACAAAACGCAGCAAUUUAUUACCUUACUAUUAUCUGGUAUUAAGGCACCACAAUGUAGACGUGAUAACGCACCGGAAGACGAUACCACUGUCUCUGAACCAUUUGGCGAAGAAUGUAAAUAUUUCGUUGAGACACGUCUUUUGCAACGUGGCGUUAAAAUCAUCUUAGAAGGAUUGGCGCAAUCAGGAGGAUCAAAUUUUGUGGGUUCUAUUCAGCACCCUGCAGGCAAUAUUUCAGAGCUUUUGCUCGCUCAGGGCUUGGCUAAAUGCGUUGAUUGGAGUAUUACUUUAGCAACAAGCGGCCCCACUCCUUUGAGAAAUGCAGAAAAACUUGCCAAGGAUAAAAAGCUUCGCCUAUGGCGCAAUUUCGUUGCAAAGAAGCAAGUGGAAUCUAAUGAGUUCGAUGCUACUGUUGUUCGCAUCAUGACUGGCGAUACUAUUAUGGUUAGAACCAAAGAUGGCAAUGAAAGAAAGAUUCAGCUGGCCAGUGUCAAACAAGCACCCCGUGGUUCUGGAAGUACCGUGCCCAGUGGUAAAUCAAGAGAUGGGAAAGAAGUUGGCUAUCAAUUUGAAGCUAGAGAAUUUUUGAGAAAGAAGUUAAUUGGUAAACAAGCCCACAUUACUAUCGACUAUCACAAACCUGCUCAAGAUGGAUUUGAAGCCAAAGAUUGCGCUACCGUUAUUGCUAAUAACCACAACAUUGCUGAGCAAUUGAUUGUACGCGGUCUCGCUACUGUAAUUCAUCAUCGAAAGGACGAUGAAAAUCGCUCUCACUGUUAUGAUCAGCUUUUGAUUGCUCAAAAGAAAGCUGAAGAAGAACGAAGAGGUCUCCAUAGUAAUAAUGAACUGCCCGUUGUAAGAAUUACUGAUGCUUCUGAGAGUGCAGCCAAAUCCCGUCAAUUUUUGACCUUCUUGAAGCGUGCUGGUAAAGUCCAAGCUGUGGUGGAAUUUGUCGCUAACGGUUCUCGUUUCUCUGUCUGGGUGCCGAAAGAAAAUUGUCGUCUUUCAUUUGUUUUAUCUGGCGUUCGCGCGCCUCGUGUUGGCCGUACACCCAACGAUAAAACCGAACCUUAUGGUGGAGAAGCAUUGAGCUUUGUAUCUGAUAAGUGUCUUCAACAUGAUGUUGAAAUUGAAGUCGAAAACGUUGACAAAGUGGGCAACUUCAUCGGAACCAUGUUUGUUAAUGGAGAAAAUUUGGCCGUAGAGCUUUUGUCGCAAGGGCUUGCUUUCAUCCACGAAUAUUCUGCAGAUGAAUCACGUUAUGUUAAUCAGCUUUAUGGCGCUGAACGUGAAGCGAAAAGUGCUAAGAAGUGCAUCUGGGCCGACUUCAAGGAAGAUACUGAAGAAGAACAAGAACAGAUCACAGCCAAUGGCCCUAACCGUGAAUAUAUCGACAUUGUUGUUUCUGACAUUAUCUCUGGCUCUCAUUUUUACAUUCAAAAGAUCACAAAUGAAAUUGCUCAACUUGAACAAUUAAUGACCGAUUUAGGACAGUACCAAAAGACUCGACCUGCCGACCCUUCUUUCAAACCACGCGUAGGUGAUCUUGUGAGUGCGAAGUUCACAGAAGAUGACUGUUGGUAUAGAGGAAGAGUGCGUCGCAUUUCUCACGAAGGAAUCGAAGUGCUAUAUAUCGACUACGGUAACUCUGAAACUCUUCCUUCUUCCCGGGUUCGUGCAUUGCCCGAGCAAUUCAAACAACUCAAGCCACAAGCUCAUGAAGCAAAACUCUCCUUUGUCAAGUCGGCAGAUAGAAACGAAGACUGGGGUAUCGAAGCGAUUGAACGUUUCAAGGAUUUAACGGCCAACAAACAACUUGUCGCUAAUGUAGAUGCGCGUGAAGGUUCUCUAAUGUAUUUAACCCUCUAUGACUUUGCUAAGUCAACCAGCGCAGAGGCAAGUGUCAAUUUAGAUAUGGUGCAAGAUGGUUAUGCCAUAGUCACACCUAAGGUUCGUUAUGCACACGGUAAUGAAAAUAUUGUGAGAGCACUACAGGAAGCACAAGAAGAGGCUAUUAAACGUAGAGUCGGCAUGUUUGAAUAUGGUGAUAUUACCGGAAAUGAAGAUGUUACAAGCACAUCUUACUAUUAA
Mycotypha africana is the source of this 2664-nucleotide messenger RNA. RefSeq lists its product as uncharacterized. Bases 1 to 2664 code for a protein of 887 amino acids. The record is from RefSeq and is a predicted model, not a curated record. Gene Ontology annotation, cellular component: RISC complex; cytosol; nucleus. Lineage: Eukaryota; Fungi; Mucoromycota; Mucoromycetes; Mucorales; Mycotyphaceae. Gene Ontology annotation, molecular function: nuclease activity; RNA binding. The transcript has 4 exons. Gene Ontology annotation, biological process: regulatory ncRNA-mediated gene silencing; mRNA catabolic process.